AUUUCAGUCUUCUUUCAACCGAGGCACGGUAAGGACGUGUCGAUUGUUGAUUAUAAUCUAAUUUUAAAUCUUAUCGUGAAUAUUAUGUGAUGAUAUAGUGAUUGUGUGCUAUCACACGUGCUUUUAAGAACCGGUUUAUAUAACUACUGUUUGAUAGAAAUGUUUACGCGGGAAAGAUGUAGACUUUUAAAUUAAGUUCAGUUGUUUUUUUAUGGCCAGGAUGACGUCUUCAUGGAAACAUAACAUAUUGGUGGCGUGCCUCAUUGUUUUAGUGCGGCAGUGUCGCAGCGAAGGCGGUGUGUCGGUGGUGCUGCUCAAGUCGAACAUAACGAAGCUGACGGCGAACGUGAUCCAGUCGGCAGGUUACAACCUGGACACGGUUGAGCAUUUGUCGAUCAUGGACGCGCCCAAUUUGGAGCAUGUGGCAGUUGAAGAUCUGACUACGAUGCCUAAUCUCAAAUCAUUGUUUAUCACACAAGCUCCGAGGCUGCACCGGAUCGCGCCACUACCUGCUCUACCGGAACUACGCACAUUUAUAGUGACGACGUGCGGUCUGGUUGAAGUUCCCAACCUGAGCCACGUGCACGAUCUCCACACAUCUAACGUGUCAUAUUUACAGGCAAUAGACCUGGAAGGUAACCACAUACGGAGACUUCCCUCGCACGCGCUCCGAGUACGCGCUGAUCAAGUAUCUUUGAACUACAACCUGAUAGAGGAGGUUCCUGCGCACGCAUUCAAGAACGCAAAAAUAUCUAAACUGAGUUUCAGAGGCAACCCUAAUUUAAUAAGACUGGAUCCACAAGCUUUCGCUGGAAAUCUUCUAUUAAGACAACUAGAUUUAAGCAACACAGCGAUUACGAGUCUGCCAACCAAAGGGCUUGAGAAGUUGGAAGUAUUGAAGAUUGAAAAGACACCAUCCUUAAAAUACAUUCCCUCAAUUUAUGAGUUUCAGCAUUUAGAGAAAGCUCACCUAACCCACCACUUCCACUGCUGUGCGUUCGCGUUCCCGGAGCGACACAACCCAGCCAGACACGCUCUCUACGAAACGCAGUUGGCUAUCAUGAUUCAAAAGUGUGACAAAGACAACGAACGCAGAAAGUCUUCGACCAGAAGUCGCAGAGCUCUGCCGCCGAUUUUCGUGAAGCUAACUACUGCUCCCUACAGUGACAUAAGAGACACAUCUGCCACAACAAGCGAGGAGGACGACACUGGCUGGUCUGAGGGCGACUAUUUUUCUGACUCCGGUAGCUUUGAAGACGACGACAGAGAUCACUUCAACGGAGACGGUUUCCAUGAUACUGUCAACAGUAGCCUGGGGGCUUCCUAUGGCGACUGCUCUAAUUUCAGUCGAAGUCGACGAAAAGUGGAAUGCACGCCACUACCAGACGCGCUGAAUCCUUGCGAAGACGUAAUGGGGUGGUCGUGGCUCAGAGCCAGCGUUUGGUUCGUGAUCGCCGCAGCAGUGGUCGGCAACGUGGCUGUUCUCUUGGUACUCCUCGCCAACCACACAGAGAUGACAGUGCCUCGCUUCCUCAUGUGCCAUCUUGCCUUCUCAGACCUCUGCACAGGACUAUACCUCUUCAUGCUAGCAGUCGUAGACUUAAGAUCUUAUGGAGAGUUCUUUAACUACGCUUACGACUGGCAAUACGGCGUCGGAUGCAAAAUAGCCGGCUUCCUAUCCGUAUUUUCUGGACAAUUAUCAGUAUUCACUCUCACUAUUGUCACUUUGGAGCGAUGGUUUGCCAUUACAUACGCAAUUUACCUAGAAAGGAGGAUAUCUUUGACAGCCGCCGCGAAAAUAAUGAUCGGCGGUUGGCUUUUCUCUGUAUUAAUGGCCGGAUUACCUCUCGCAGGUGUAUCAGACUACUCGUCAACGUCAAUUUGUCUGCCGGUGGAAAGUGAAAAUAUUGGAGUUGCUGUAUAUCAGGGUUCCUUAUUUAUGACCAAUGCGAUCGCUUGGGUAACGAUAGUUAUAUGUUACGUACAGAUAUAUAGAUCCCUUGGUGGAGGCGGGGAGAAAUAUGGCGGCAGAGGCGCCGCGGCCGCCGCUGAAAGAAGAAUUGCCAACAAAAUGGCUUUACUCGUCGGAACAGAUUUGUUAUGUUGGGCACCUGUUGCAUUCUUCGGAGUGACCGCAUUAGCCGGUGUGCCCUUAGUCGAUGUCAGCCAUGGAAAAGUGUUGCUUGUGUUCUUUUACCCCCUAAAUGCUUGUGCGAAUCCAUUUUUGUAUGCAAUUCUCACGAAACAAUACCGCAGGGAUCUGUUGACACUGAUAGCGCGCACGGGGAGAUGUAAUUGGUUGGUGGAGAAAUAUAAACUGAGAACUCCGCCACCAACAGCGCACACGAAUCCUUCAGCUCCGGUUCCCUUACUGCCCCUAGUAGAUUACCAAAGUUCGCAUUCGCAGGUUAAAGAAAAUGGGUCUGCCAUGCUUUAAUUAAUUUUAAGUGUAAUUAAUUAUAUUAAUAUUUUAUAAGAUUACAAACGAUAUUAUAGUUAUUUAUUGUAUUUUGUU
Molecule: messenger RNA, 2515 nt
Organism: Leptidea sinapis
Lineage: Eukaryota; Metazoa; Arthropoda; Insecta; Lepidoptera; Pieridae
Gene: Lgr1
Product: lutropin-choriogonadotropic hormone receptor-like
Exons: 13
Coding region: 212-2437 (741 amino acids)
Biological process (GO): G protein-coupled receptor signaling pathway
Cellular component (GO): membrane
Molecular function (GO): protein-hormone receptor activity; G protein-coupled receptor activity; protein binding
Source: RefSeq, a predicted model, not a curated record